Messenger RNA from Salpingoeca rosetta, 1003 nucleotides. RefSeq lists its product as uncharacterized. The record is from RefSeq and is a predicted model, not a curated record. The transcript has 3 exons. Lineage: Eukaryota; Choanoflagellata; Craspedida; Salpingoecidae. The coding region runs from base 34 to 1002 and encodes 322 amino acids.
UGACGACAGGCAAACGGGAGGCGACAGGUGAACAUGUCGUGGAGUGUUGGGGUGCGGGAAGAUGAGGCGGGUGGUCGCACCGACAUCAGGGUGCGCGGUGGGGAGGCGCGCGAUCACAUUGCAGCGUACCUGGAGUACCGACAGCUUGUUGGCGACGCAGAUGGCGGCGUGCUCAUGACACCAGCUGAAUAUGAGCGCUACAAAGCAAAGCUGAAGGCGGAAGGCAAGUACAGGGAACCGCAGAAGCGGUCAGCAGGAAGGAGGAAAAUGACUGAAGCAGAAGAAAUGGCCUUCUACGAGAAGCGAUACCAAGAACGAAGGAAGCGGGAGCGGGAGCUGGCCAGGCAAGGGAGAAGCGAGCGCGCAGGGGUUGCGGCCGUCAUGGCCAAUGGCAUCCCGCUUGCACUGCAAGACAUGUAUCAACAGCUGGAGCUCAUGGACCCAGCACCGCCGCUACCACUGCCACCCUCCCACUCGUCCCACGCCCGGGGCAAGCCAGCUGGAAGCGGCACCAGUCGGUCCGCACCCGGCGCUGACGACGGGCCUGUGAUGCCUUGGGAUUGCGCGUUAGUGGAGCGAGACACCGCGGCGGCGCCUGCCUCCACAGCUCGGAGACGCGCUGUGCGUGAUGGUAAGAAAGAUCAAGCCACCACUCGCACGCGGGCAAAGCCAGCAGCGCAACCACAGAACAGACAACAGAACCGACAGCAGCGACAGCAGCGACAUGGCAGGGGCGAGGGGACGGAGAAGGAAGGAACUGCGCACUCGAGCCGAAAGCCAGCAGAGGACAACGGCAGUGGUCGUGGUGCGGGCGGUGGCAAUGCCGUUGGCACUGCAGUACGGCGACCGCAACAGCACCAGGCACGACCACAACAACAACAAGUGCAUAAUGGUGCAUCUUCAUCAUCAUCUUCAUCAUCAGUAACGGCACGAAGAGCGACCACCCCGCGAUCCCGCAAGACGGCCAACCUCACCCCCGCCUCUCGCUACACCAAGCGGUAGU